AUGGCCUCCGUUACUGUCAAUGUGACAUACGGAUACCAAUCAAAGAAAAUCAGCAUACCCAAGAGUUCUACGGUAGGACAAUUGGCGUCGCAAGCAGCAACUGCCUUCAAUAUCAAUGGCGAUCCAUCGUUGGAACAUAAAGGCAAACGCCUUGAUCCAUCACUCCCCCUCAGAUUUACCCAGUUAGUGCAGAACUCUACCGUCAAACUCAAUGUUGAAGCGACUACUACGCUGACCCCUUCGGCAAUUGCUAUAAAAAUUGCUACACCAGAGUCAUCGACUGUCGUCAAAACAACGAAUGAUGUUACAAUUGAAGCAGCGCUUAAGCUCGCUGAAGCCAAUCUUCAAACUAGCAUCAUCAAACCAGGUAUCGAGGUGCUGUUAAUGAACACAGUUUAUCAAGAUUUGUCUUUACCAUUGAAGCAAGUUUCGGGCUCAGCGACUAAUACGGUGAUGCGAGUAAGAUACCCAGUCUCAAACGUCGAUCGUCAAAAGGAGCAACAAGAAGUUGUAGCCAAACAACUAGCGGAACAGCGGGCACGAAACGAAGCUCAGCGAGUGGAAAGAGAACGGCUAGAGGCCGAACGCCAGCGACGGAUUUAUGAAUUGAAGAAGGAGAUUCACGAACAACAGACUGAAUUACUUGAAAAUGAUGACGAGAUGAUGGAGGCGAGAGAAGAGGAGCAGAUUGAAAACUACGAAAGCCAACACCCUGUUGAGUCCCGGAAAGAUUCUCAGACCAAAUCUAAACCUACUACUGCUGACGAGAGCAUAUCACCACUGGCGCCGAUGAAGGACGGCGACCAAUUGUACGUCCCUACCAACCAACCCAUGCCGAUAUACGAGAACCCGGAAGAAGACUAUACCCUUACUGUGGACAAGGCCAAACUCUACCACAAACUUGUGCAGCAGCUGGGGAAACGUACGCGCCCCACUCAGCACGAGCCAAUCCACCCUCGACAGUACUUGAUCCGAAUUAAAUUCCCCGACCGGAAUCUCCUUCAGCUCAAUUUCGUAUCUGAUGCUGAUAGUGUCAAGUUGGGCCAAAUCGUCAAGCGCAUAGAUGAAGUUAUUUUAGAUAAGUGGAUUGGCAAGUAUCAUUUGAAGCUCGGCUACCCACCAUUCCAGCAAGUACCACUCUCGUUCGACACUAAUGGAAGCAGGCUCCACGAUCUCCCGCAAUUUUUUAGUGGUGAGAGAAUUGCUCUUAUCUGGGAACCUGCACUGGUAACUAUUGGCGUGGCAUCCAGCGGGCCAUUCUUAAAGGAAGGUGCGAUCUCAGAUCAACUUUCCACACGAGACCUUCCCGAGGUGAAAUCGGAAUCCCAAAGAGGAAACUUUGCCGAUUCCCAAGAACCACGAGAAACUAAGAGUUCAACCACUCCCACUAGCACUACCAAGUCGAACUCGGGGAAACUGGUGCCUAAGUGGCUUCAAAUUGGGAAGAAGUAA
Molecule: messenger RNA, 1452 nt
Organism: Diutina rugosa
Lineage: Eukaryota; Fungi; Ascomycota; Pichiomycetes; Serinales; Debaryomycetaceae
Exons: 1
Coding region: 1-1452 (483 amino acids)
Source: RefSeq, a predicted model, not a curated record